Messenger RNA from Cladocopium goreaui, 1488 nucleotides. The record is from the annotation of a GenBank genome assembly. NCBI's taxonomy places the organism in Eukaryota, Dinophyceae, Suessiales, Symbiodiniaceae.
AUGGAGACUUCGCCAACCAGAGAGCCUACGCUCGUCAGAUCGCCCUCCUUCCAAAAGUUCUCACGCUUCAACCGAGAUGCUUCGGCCUGGAUUGCAGUAGCAGAUGUGGUACUCUGGGCUACUGCCCAGCAUGCCUCUGAUCAAGGAAGAGGAACACAAAUCUCUUGUUGGAGCUGUGGCUGUUCAUCAGGUGAAGAAGUCUAUUAUUUGAGCAUGAUCUGGAAAAGAGCGUUGGCAUCAAUCUUCCCUUCAACAGGGCUGAAGCUUCUUGGUACGGACAUGUGUGACGAGAAGAUAGAGAUCGCUCGAAAAGGCGAAUAUCCAUGGUACUCCCUGAAGGGACUGCCUUUGGAUUGGCAUGAAGAAUAUUUUGAAGCUCCCAACUUCCCAGCAGGUCGAGCGAAAGGCCGCCCGAAAGCCGCCGAGCGCCUGGAGGCUGCAAAGGCUUUCGCCGAGCAGGACCCACCUUCGUACAAAAUCAAGGAGAGUGUGAAGUCUGGUGUAAGCUUCCUUCAACAGGAUGUGACAGAAGAGAUGCCAGAGGGUCCCUUCGACAUCAUCCUUUCACGCUAUGCCGUAUGUCUUUAUUUGCAAAGCCCGCAGCUCUCUACUGUCUUGGCAGACAUGGUGCAGAGACUGCGACCAGGAGGUUUUCUGGUGAUUGGCGCAAAGGAUCACUUGCCCAAUGGUUUCGGAGAGAGAUUCGGCCUAAGUGCUGUGGACUAUCGAGGAGAGGAGGUCAGCUCUAGCGAGGUUCUUCGGUGCAUCUUCCAGAAAACUCCCCUCUCCCUACCUUCACCUGGACGUCGUGCUCAGUUCUAUUCUCAAUUCGUGCGAGCCCUGGGUAGCGAGCCCUACUGGAUCGCCGAACGAAAGCAACUGGAGCGUCAGCGGCUGGCCUUCCGCAUGAACCAAAAAAGCAGAGAUCUCAUGCAGAUGGCACUUGAUGAAGGCCGUCGGAAAGCUGAAAGUCUCUUUGCUCGGGGCAGCAAAACCCGGGCCGAGUGGAUGCAGGCUCGAGAAGUCUUUCAGGAAUCCAAGAAGCUUUCCACAGGUAGUUCCAUUCCGAAGGAGGAGCGUGCGAGUCGCUUGAAGAGUUUCCUGAAGCGCUUAGAACAGGACCUGGCUGAGCGCGGCCGACGGACUUUGGCAGCGCAGCUGGAGCAGUUUCUACCAAGUGGCUUCAAGAAGAAAAAGAAGAAGAAGAAAAAGAAGAAGAAGAAGUCAAAAAAGUCAAAGAAAAAGAUCGUGGAGUUUGUGGAGGUGGAUGAUGUGCAGGAGAACGAGGAAGGUGAACAUGGUGAGUAUGGUGAAUAUGCUGAAUAUGACGAGGUUGACGUGGAGCACAUCGUGACUUAUGCUGUAGAGCAAGAUUUAGAUGUUGAAGAUCUUGCUGAUGACCUUGCUGCUUUGUACGAAUGCCAAACAGACUUGAAUCAUCCAAGCCUUGAUUCGGACACGCCAAAGUCUGCGUUAAGCCAGUUUUAA